UCAAGCCGUCAAGGUUACAUGUUUUAAUACGUGUAACUCCUAUUAAAUUUGACAUGCAUAAUAUUUAUGUUUUCUUGUGUAUAAAUGAAUCUAUCAUAUUUUACAUGCUCCCAUUUUGCCGUUGGAUCUAUUACAUUUUAAACGUAAGAAAUGGCGGCGUUUAGCAUUUUAACGAUAGCUGCAUGCUUCUCAUUAACACUUGCACAGAUGUCAAGUCUUAACGACCUGCUUACCCUGCAAGCACUGGACGUUGAUAUCCCGGACGCAGCUAUCGGGCAUGCUCUAAGAGGUGGUGGAUUAUCGUCCUUGUUAUCUAGAAGAAGAGGAGGACACCACAACUUUGGUGGUUUUCAGUUUGGAAGACAAGCUAGUGUUCCACAGACAAUACUACCACAAGCCAAUCUACAACAAGCGCAAUUACAGCAGGCAAAUCUUGGAUCAUUCGGGAAUGCAAGACAGACAUUACAACAGUUCACAGGAGGAAAUGCUCUUCAGCAAAGGGGAAAUGUUGGAUUCCUUAACCAACAACAGCAACAAUUAGCACCUGCAAACCUUGGUCAGUUUGCAUCAAAUGCACUUGGUGGAAACACAGGUUUAACACAGUUGCCACAACAACCAAAACUAAGCGACUUUGGAACCGGCAGUCAGAACUUAUUCUCUCAACAAUCUUCUAUGAAUGCGUUAGGAGGUUCUCAAUUUGGAAGUUUAUCAGGUCAGAAUAGAUUAACAGGAAAUCAAUUACAAGGGUUUGGAAGAGCCAGCAGAUCACUUAGACGUGGAAAUGCAGGAGUAGGAGGCAGAAGUUUGUCAGUGCUUGGAUAAUUUUAUAAAAAGGUAUGUGUUUCGAGGAAGAUAGUUUCAACAGAAGAUUUCAUAUAUAUUUUUCUAAUAAACAUUCAUUUAAUUUAUUGACAAUUAUUAUAGAAUUUAUGUGAAAUCCAAGUACAUAUAGUGUGUUACAUUUUAUAAAUAGAUUUACUCUAUUCAUGUACAUUUUUAAAUAAUGAAUGUAUUCAAUACACAUACAUAUUGACAUUUCAUUUGAAGCCACUUCAAAUCCGGCGGUUAACAGGAAACAGCACAAUUUCAAAUGAACUGAAAGAGACACCAUUUGGUUAUAACAUAUCGAAUUGUUGCCAUGAUACACUCUCAGAUGUAUAUUUAAUGUUGCCAAAAGAAUAUCUGAAAAAUUAAUCAUUUUCGGGAUAUACUAUUAGAUAUUUCGAUAUCACACAUUCAUCAAGAUUACAUGUAUUGUAUAUUUUUCCAUUUGUAUUUAUUAUAAAUCAUUGCAAUUUAA
Messenger RNA from Mytilus trossulus (common blue mussel), 1300 nucleotides. RefSeq lists its product as uncharacterized. The transcript is spliced from 3 exons. The record is from RefSeq and is a predicted model, not a curated record. NCBI's taxonomy places the organism in Eukaryota, Metazoa, Mollusca, Bivalvia, Mytilida, Mytilidae. Bases 151 to 822 code for a protein of 223 amino acids.